CUAUAGCCGCAUUUUGAGGAGAUGGCGUCUCAUUUCAGUGGAGUGCUGCAGUUGACCGACCUGGAUGAUUAUAUCGGGCCCUCUCAGGAUUGCAUUAAACCAGUUAAAGUUGAAAAGAAACCUGGAAAAGCAGCAGCUAAGAUCCGAAUCGAAGAUGAUGGGAGCUAUUUCCAGGUUAAUGAGGAUGGAGCUUCCCAAAGGCUAGAAAAAGCAAAGAUUACACUGAACGAUUGCUUGGCCUGUAGUGGCUGUGUCACCUCUGCGGAAAGCAUAUUGAUUACCCAGCAAAGCCAUGAAGAGUUGUACAAGAUUCUAGCCCAGAACAAAAUAGAAGAUACCUCGCAGCAGAAGUUGGUGGUGGUGUCCGUCUCACCACAGUCUCGAGCUUCUUUGGCUGCGCGAUUUAACUUAAAUAUCCAAGAAACUGCUCAAAAACUGACUUCCUUUUUUAAAACCUUAGGCGUUCACCAUGUGUUUGACACCAGUUUCUCUAGGAACUUCAGCCUGUUGGAGAGUCAACAAGAGUUUAUAGAGAGAUAUAAGCGACAGAAAGAAGACAAGAAAGCCAUUCCUAUGCUGGCCUCGGCCUGCCCAGGCUGGAUUUGUUACGCUGAAAAAACGCACGGCUCGUUCAUCAUCCCGCACAUCAGUGUAACCAAGUCACCACAGCAAGUCAUGGGAUCUCUGAUCAAAAACCACUUUGCACAUUCACAGAACUUGAAGCCGAAUCAGAUCUACCAUGUGACAGUAAUGCCUUGUUACGACAAAAAGCUAGAAGCUUCUAGACCAGACUUCUUCAACCAGGAAUAUGAGACCCGAGAUGUGGAUUGUGUCAUUACCACUGGGGAAGUUCUUUGGAUGUUGGAACACGAAGGAAUGUCUUUAGCAGAUGUGAACCCAUGUCCUCUUGAUGCCGAAUUUACCUCUGCGAUGGAUGAUGAGCCAAUAGGACAUGAAGGAGGUGGAUCAGGUGGAUAUCUAGAACAUAUAUUUAAACAUGCGGCGCAGGAGUUAUUUGGGAUUCAAGUGGAUGAACUAAAAUACAAGCCGUUAAAGAACAAGGACUUUCAAGAGGUGACCCUGGAGAAGGAGGGUGAGGUGCUGUUGCACUUUGCUUUGGCAUAUGGGUUUCGAAACAUACAGAAUCUGGUGCAGAAACUUAAAAGAGGACGCUGCAGUUACCAUUACGUAGAGGUGAUGGCCUGUCCUUCAGGCUGCUUGAAUGGAGGAGGACAGAUCCGAGCAGAAGGAGAAAUUAGUAAGGACUUGCUGCAGAGGGUGGAACAGCUUUACAAUUCUGUAAGGAAUGAGUUACCAGAGAGGAAUGAGAGAGUGAAGGAACUUUAUCAACAGUGGCUGGGUGGCAGAGAUGGUGUCAAGGCAGAAGAGGCCCUACAUACCCAGUAUCAUGCAGUGGAGAAAAUUGCCUCUGGACUUAGUAUUAAAUGGUAAUUGGAGGAUACGAUC
This is a messenger RNA of Nanorana parkeri, 1467 nucleotides long. RefSeq names its product nuclear prelamin A recognition factor like (gene CIAO3). The record is from RefSeq and is a predicted model, not a curated record. NCBI's taxonomy places the organism in Eukaryota, Metazoa, Chordata, Amphibia, Anura, Dicroglossidae. The transcript has 11 exons. Gene Ontology annotation, biological process: iron-sulfur cluster assembly. Gene Ontology annotation, cellular component: cytosolic [4Fe-4S] assembly targeting complex. Bases 22 to 1452 code for a protein of 476 amino acids. Gene Ontology annotation, molecular function: 4 iron, 4 sulfur cluster binding.